AUGAACAGGGGACAAAAUGUUAUCUUGAAUAUUAGUCUAUAUCUCGGUUACUACUCUCUUGUAGCUAAAAAUUUCUUUACUACAGAUAUGUCAACUUUAAAAAUAUACAAUAAAAAAGAGAAAAAAAAAGUAUUAAAUUAUAUUAUGAGAUUUUUUAUGUUCAUCUUUUUAUUAUGGGUAUCACAAUGUUCUGAUAAUGGGGUUUCUUUUAUAUCAUGGAAUUACGAAAAUGAAUUAAAAAACGUACUUAAUUUAGGAAUUAAAAGAUCAUUAACAGAAAAUAAAAAUAUGGAAAUGCAAGCAAAAGAAGGAUCAAAUUUCUGUGAACAUGUAGUUGUAACAGAAGAAACUUUAGAAUCAUGGAAUAAGCUAAAUAAUAUAGGGGAGAGUGUAGAUGCAAAAGAAGGAAAUGAAAUAGAGAUAGAAAAGAAAAAUCAAAAAGUAAAAUCUAAUGAAAGAAUUUUAGGAAUAUGUAAAAAUAAUUUUAAACUAAUUAUAUUGUCUCUUGCUCUUCUCCUAUCAAUUUUUUCUUUUACAUUUGCUGUAAUAUAUAUGACUUCAUAUAAUUUAAGUAUUCAUCUUCCGAUUUUUGAGUUUUCUAUCAUACCUAUUUUAAUUAUUGCAAUAUUUCUAGCUUACGAAGAAGUCAAAAUUAGACGUAAAAAUAAAUUUAAGUAA
Molecule: messenger RNA, 678 nt
Organism: Plasmodium relictum
Lineage: Eukaryota; Apicomplexa; Aconoidasida; Haemosporida; Plasmodiidae
Product: fam-h protein
Exons: 2
Coding region: 1-678 (225 amino acids)
Source: RefSeq, a predicted model, not a curated record